This is a messenger RNA of Dioszegia hungarica, 840 nucleotides long. Its product is annotated as histidine phosphatase superfamily. NCBI's taxonomy places the organism in Eukaryota, Fungi, Basidiomycota, Tremellomycetes, Tremellales, Bulleribasidiaceae. Gene Ontology annotation, molecular function: fructose-2,6-bisphosphate 2-phosphatase activity. The transcript is spliced from 11 exons. The coding region runs from base 1 to 840 and encodes 279 amino acids. The record is from RefSeq and is a predicted model, not a curated record. Gene Ontology annotation, cellular component: cytosol. Gene Ontology annotation, biological process: positive regulation of DNA repair; negative regulation of glycolytic process; negative regulation of programmed cell death.
AUGAUCACUUUGACAGUCGUCCGACAUGGCGAAUCGACCGAUAAUUUGAAAGCCCUCUGGGCAGGCUGGGCUGACGCUCCCCUAUCUAAUCAUGGCAUGAACCAAGCCAAGGCAUUGGGCAAGUCCCUCGAGAGCACCAAGCUGGACGCUAUCUUUGCUUCGCCCCUUCUCAGGGCUCUGUGGACGGCACAGCAGGUCGAGAAGCAACAGCUCGCCGAUCCAAAACCUAGCUUUACGGUCUCGCCCCUUCUGCGAGAGCAGCACUUUGGAAUAGCUGAGCAAAAGCCCUUCGGUGAUGGUAAAGGCGCAUACCAUCGCGAAUCUGGACGUUCGUUCCGCUUUCCUGAGGGUGAGAGCUUGGACGAUGUUCGCGAUCGGGCGAACAAGGCCAUAGCAGCGUUUAUCGAGCCCGUCUUGAAGGAGUGCCACGGAUCUGCAGCAGCAGACAAACACCUCAUGGUAGUUGCUCACGGGAUCUUCAAUGCGGAGUUCAUCGGCGCUUUCUUGGCUAGGCGUAACGAUCCUCGGCCUGUCGAGUGGGCAUAUAAGGGUAUGACAAAUACCGGUUGGACUCGCUUAGAAGUCGGCUACACCGACGAGCAAAUGACCGAGUCCGCACCCGUUGUCAAGACCAACCCAGAAGGUCCCGUCCCAGCGUCUUCUGUACCUAAAGAAGCCCCGUCGUCAAGGCCCGACGGCUCCCCGCUCGCCGUCCGCAUUCUCUGCUCGGACGUAACCAAGCACCUAGACGGGGUGCACCGGCAGAAAGGUGGGAUAGGGAGUCAGGGAUUCGACGAGAAGCAAAAGGACCUUCGCGCGUUCUUCAGCGGAGCAAAGUAG